CUAUUUCCGAAUUACGUACUCCAGAUUACCAAAAUCCUAUUUCCCAUUUCAUGAAUCUUGUUUCUCUUGUUUUUGUCCACUUCUUCUAACCCAUUUAUACAAGCAAAUGACGAUCGACUGCGAGAUGAUCCAUGGUACACAUACAGGGAGGCGACAAGAACUAUAGGGAUUCGAGCUCCAAUGGCGCAGAGGAGGAAAAUCGAGGUUUCCAAUACCAAUUUCGAUGGAAAUAAACCCGAAGUUAAUGUCAGUUUUCAAAAUGCUGCCAAUGAAGUUACUAAACUCCAUCAUCAAGCUAUGAAUUCUCAACAUGUUGCUUUUGAUGCUGGUCGAAGACAUUCACUUGAGAAAGCAUUCGAAUGGGUUUCAUCUAAAGCACAUGAUGGAAAGUCGGUUACUUCAUCAGAAUUUAUGGCCUAUUUGCAGCAUGAGCUCAAUGAUUCAUCGGCAAAUAGUCAUCAAGAACUUAGUGAAAAUAUGCCUUGUUCUCAAGAUCAGGAUAUGAAAGAAGAGCAUCCUCAUAUGUAGCUUCACAAAUCUUUGUUUUUCUUUUUUCGUCGUUUUAGGGAACUUUCAGAUGCGCAAUAUCAUGGUUGUAUGUUGAAUGUCAAAGAAAAGAAUGAUGGUAUUAUUGUAAUUUCAUAUGUAGGAAUUUUACAUAUUAACUAUUUUGAGGUAUUUCAUGUGUAUGAAUUUUACAUAUUAAUUAUUUGG
Molecule: messenger RNA, 714 nt
Organism: Lactuca virosa
Lineage: Eukaryota; Viridiplantae; Streptophyta; Magnoliopsida; Asterales; Asteraceae
Source: the annotation of a GenBank genome assembly